AUGGCGAGCUCACGCAUCAGAUCAUCUACAAUGUCGCUAGGUUGGACCAACGGCCGAACGAAGUCCUCGCCGCUCAUCCCGCAUGAAGUCUGGCUGCACAUCUUUGAGCUGGCAACAUUCGUUCCUGGGAUCCUCGAUCCGGAUAUCCAUGAUCCAUUUGAGUCGGCAUCUCCCUUGGAUGAAGCCUUGUUACCAUACCGCAAGGAUGCUCUCGAGAUUAGCCAGUCCCUUGCUACAAGGCGUGCCCUGGUCGGUGUCUGCAAACUCUGGCGCGCGCUCGUCUCUCCGCUUCUAUAUCAAGCGGUCGUCAUCCGUAACGUUCGCCAAUUGGAAGCUCUGCACGGCGUGUUAUGCUCAACGGGAUCACACGGAACUACGCUCGGCUCUUUCGUCCGUCGCCUCGACGUAGUGGAUAUCGACUUCGUCAUGGAACCGGAGGUGCUAACAACGCUCGCGCCGCUUGUCGGGUGUCUCUCGAGGCUCCGCGUACUGAACCUCCAAGGAGAGCUGCAUGCUGACAACAGGGAUGUGGCUACUCGCCUGUCGGAGACGCUCGGGGCAAACUGCAGCUCGACGUUGCAGAAACUCAUCUGGGACGUCGACCCGCCGCCGGCCAGCGCUGCCUUCGGGGCUCUCCUCGCGCGCUUCCAGAAUUUGCGCACCUGCGUGGUAGGCUUCCACGAUGACUUGGCCGACGACCUCUGUCUCCUCGACUUCCCGGCCCUCCCGGAGCUGCGCUUCUCCACGCUGGUGCACAGCGUGCUGCCCGAUAGCUGUGCCGUCUCACGGCACGCGAUCGCGCCGCCGCAUCUCACGCAAGCCUUGUUUCACGAGAUACGCGACGUCUCCGAGCACUGUGUCGAGGGCUUCCUGACCGCGGCCGGUUCGCCGCUCACCACCGCGUAUUUUCUGGUGUACGCGUCCCUGGCCUCUGCGCAAUGCGAGCACCUGACGCGGUUCUGUCCUCGACUGCGCCACGUGGUCCUCGCCAUGGCCGAUUGGGGGUGGCUAUUCCAAGGCGACGAGGCGGAAGGUCCAUACUUCUCCUCUAUCACGCACCUGGGCCUCUACUCGUCCCAGGUGAACGCUAGCAGAAAGAUGUAUCAGCAAGUCUUCGGCUGGUUGAGGUUCCGCCUUCCCUCGUCUGUGAAGGUGGUGCGAUUCUUGAACCCGGACGGGGUGGCUGCCUUGCGCCGAGGGCAUUUUGGGACGCUGAUGGCAGCGCUCUCUGUGCUCCCAAAAGGUUUGCGGGUAGAAGAUCACGAAGGAAACGCAUUGGGUAUACGGAUCACGAGCGAUGUCGUAGUGCAGUAG
Heterobasidion irregulare TC 32-1 is the source of this 1314-nucleotide messenger RNA. RefSeq lists its product as uncharacterized. The record is from RefSeq and is a predicted model, not a curated record. The coding region runs from base 1 to 1314 and encodes 437 amino acids. Lineage: Eukaryota; Fungi; Basidiomycota; Agaricomycetes; Russulales; Bondarzewiaceae. The transcript is spliced from 2 exons.